Messenger RNA from Anopheles arabiensis, 2968 nucleotides. RefSeq names its product sarcoplasmic reticulum histidine-rich calcium-binding protein-like. Lineage: Eukaryota; Metazoa; Arthropoda; Insecta; Diptera; Culicidae. The transcript has a single exon. Bases 1423 to 2808 code for a protein of 461 amino acids. The record is from RefSeq and is a predicted model, not a curated record.
GUGUGUUUGAUUGACGAAUCCUCCCCCUCCCCCCUGCCAUCCUAACACGGUUCCUGAUUAAGAGGACGAGAGGACGUAAAAUGAGGAGCUAAUUUAAUUUACAACAUUCAACAGUUUAUGUCGCAAAAACACACUUUAAAAUGUAAUUUCACGAACCUUACCCGUGGUUUACACAAGAGGGUGGAAAAUGAGAGGGAAAUGGCAGUCAGGUGUGAAAGCGGCGUCGGGUGUGUAAUGAUGGAUGAUGACAUCCAUUUGCGGUGGAUUUAAAGCUCAAAAAAACACAAAUUUCAAUGCUGGAAAAUGGUCGAAAAUCAUGUGUGUGCAAACUGCCGUAUCAUUGGUUCACGGUUGAGGAAACACUUUGAUUCCUCCGUGGUGUGUGUGUGUGUGUGUGAUGCGCACAAUUAUUUUCAAUGAUGCUGAGUCAUAGAGAAAGAAUUUCUUGUUUAUUGUGAAAAAAUAACAUUGAUAAUAGUCCAAGCGAUAGGAACAGUGCAUGACGUCAAGUACGGCGAUUAGUGGACCAUUCUCAACCGGGGCAUGAUUACUUUCGCUUCCGACAAGUUGGAACGCGUUGAGACAGGUUUUGGACGUUGGAAAUGUGAUGCAAACAACAUGGCCACCACUAUCGCCACCACUACCACACAUACCCAUAAUGUACUUCCAUCUGGUAUAUACAACGCCCUGUGCAAAAGGAAACGUGAAAGAUCUUGUCGCGCUUUGAUUUGCAACCCUCCUUUGUUUACGAUCACCCCCUUGACCUCUAAAAACAUGCAUACGCACACACUCACACAGACAUGCGCGCUACUGGGGGUUGAAUUAAGUCCCCUCCCCUUACCACCCCUCGAAGAUCCUCAUUAUGAGACUAAAAGCCGGUUAUUAUCUAAGCAUGCGCAAUCUCCCUACCCUCCAACCAAAACCCCAUUUUCUCUUCGGUUUGAAGUAUUUUCCAGGAAAUUAGAUUAACUAACACACACACACACACUGAUGCGCACAUGCUCGUACACGUGUGUGUGCGUGUUUGUGGUGAAAUUGGACACGAUGACUCAUCAAGUAUCUCUUUUCCAGUGUGUCCAGUGGGGGUGGUGGUGGGGUAUGAAGGGAUCGUACGGUGGUGUUCGUUUUGCCGGCACAAACAACCCUCGGAGACGCAACAAAAACAGUAACAGAUAGCGGACAGCGGCGUAGAAGCACAGUCGCGAGUAUAUAAGCGCAUUGGAAGGGCAACCGUUGCAUCAGAGAAGCGUUGACAUUCGAUUGUUUGCAACAAACGACAACCCCUCAGGCUCAGUAUAACAACGACAACGGUGCGUGAAGCAACAACUACUAGCGAGUCAACUUCAACCGAGAAGAGUUCGAGAAACAACGGGUCAAAGCGAGCAAAAGAAGCGAGCAGUUUGCCAGCAGCGGCGAAGCACGAUGGCAAAGGUACCAACGACACCAACAAUUCUGCCGGAAUUUCACGGCGAAACGGACGACUGGAACGUGUACCGGGAGAUUCUGGACGAGUUCUACCGGGCGAACGUUAUCACCGGGGAUGAUCGCGUACCGGUGCUGAUCAGUGUGAUUGGCAAGGCCACUUACGGGACGCUGCGAAGUCUGUGCCACCCGACCGCACCGAAGGACAUGCCGUACGAGGAGCUGUGCGCUGUGCUGGCCCGCCAGUACAUUCCGGAGAUUGCGAUCUUUCGCCAUCGGGCCCUGUUCUAUCGGGCGGAGCAGCAGCGUGGUGAAGGUGUGAAGGAGUGGUACGCCCGACUCAAGGCCUUGUCGAUGGAGUGCCAGUUUGAUGCGGGCCUGCUGGAGCCCCUGCUGAUAGACCGGUUUGUGGUGGGCUUGGCCCCGGGACCGGUACAGAGCCGCCUGUUCGAGGAGCAGCCGGAGCAGCUGCGUAGCAUCGACAGGGCGGUCUCGCUGGCCGCUGGCAAGGAGGCGGAACUGCUGCAACAGCAACAUGGCGGUGACGAGAUAGCGUACGAGCUGGCCGGCCUGACGAUUGGCGAGGGUGGUGAGAUGCGGCACGGUAGACGCCAUCGACGGCACGGAAAGCACGAGCAUCGUGCAUUUGGACGGGAGUAUGGUCGACAUGGCCAUCAUCAUCAUCAUCGACACGGUGGCCAUCAUCCGCAUCCACAUCAUCUUUCGGAUCAUGAGGCAGGCCACAAGCAUCACGGACAUCGCGGACAUCACGGGCAUCAUGGACAUCCAAUGCACCCGGGACGUCACUUUGGACGACCACCCUAUGGUCCUGGUCCCAUGAACGUUCAUCCGUUUGGCGAUGCAAUGACGCGGCGCCAUCACUUUGGACCGGGUGGUGGUGGACCGUUCGGCGGCUAUCCCGGAAUGAUGGAGCACUUUGGGCACCGGUUUGGGCGUCAUGCGCGAGGAAAGGGAUGUCAUCAUCGUCGCCGAAGCUCGUCCUCAAGCAGUAGCAGCAGCAGCAGCAGCAGCAGCGGUAGCAGCAGUGAUUCCAGCAAAAGCUCUUCCAGCUCAUCUUCCGGCGCAGAGGUGGAAGUUCCGAAUGAUAAAAAGAUUGAGAAGCAGCUGAAGAAAAUCCGCAAGCAAUGCAACAAGAUGGACAAGCGUGCAAAGAGAUACCCUUUCGGCAAGCGGCACGGCCCCGGACGUCAUCAUCACCACCACCAUCGUCACGAUCACGAUGAGAGCAACAAGGAGGAACGCUGUGGCAAGAAGGGUCGUUGUCGUCGGAAUCGCAAGCAGGCGGAGGAAGAACCAACAGCGCCCGAGCAUCCGGAACAAGUGUCGCCCACAGAUCCUACGACGGAACCGGAACUGAUCGAGUGAGGCACAGGAUCAGUGCAGCAAAUUCUAUUCUAUGCUUACAUCACAAUAAUCUCAACAUUACACCGGUGUAAUUACUAAUGGGUUAUUAUUACUAAUCGAGCCAUCCACCAAAAAAAAAGACAAAAAUGAAAAUGGUACAUGUAUAAGCCAACAACAAAAA